UCUCUUUUCUUCUGAUCCGUCAGUUGGAUCUUCUCCAAUCUCUAGGCCUUGACCAGAUCUUCCACUCUCGAUCGAUCAAUCUUCUAGCUUUGGAAGCUCUGUUUUAAACACAUUUGAAUCCAUGGCGGCGCUUGCCACUGCUUGGAUUUUGCUAGCUCUCAUCGCGGCAAUGCCAGGAGCUCGCGGCGAUGGCGGAUGGCUAGAUGCUCACGCGACGUACUAUGGAGGAAGCGAUGCCUCGGGAACUAACAAUGGAGCUUGCGGCUAUGGAAACCAGCUGAGCGCCGGCUAUGGCUACAUCACCACUGCCCUCAGCACCCCGCUCUUCGAAAACGGCGACAUUUGCGGCGCUUGCUAUGAGAUUCGCUGCGCGGGCACGGGAUGCCUCCCGAGAAAUCCUUCCACCGUCGUCACCGCUACCAAUCUCUGUCCUCCGGGGAGCAAUGGCGGCUGGUGCGAUCCGCCCAAGCAGCACUUUGAUCUCUCGCAGCCGGCCUUCUCCCAGAUCGCCAGCAUUCCCUAUGGUCACGUCCUCCUCCAGUACCGCAGAGUGCCGUGCCAAAGGCAAGGUGCCAUCCACUACACGAUCAAUGGGCACACCUUCUUCAAUCUGGUGCUGAUCGAGAAUGUAGGCGGCAGCGGCGAUGUCGUGGGCGUGGAAAUCAAAGGCUCAAACACCAAUUGGAUGCCCAUGGCAAGGAAUUGGGGCCAGAACUGGAUGAUCGGGGGCAACCUUGGCGGUCAGAGCCUCUCGUUUAGGGUCACCGGCAGCGAUGGCCGCAAGGUCACCUCGCUCAACGUCGCGCCGGCGAACUGGCAAUUUGGUAGAGCCUACAGUGGUGGCCAGUUCUAAACCUCUAUCUCGAUCGAUCAAUCGAUGGAGCGAGCGAGUGAGAGAGGGAGCUUAUACGGUUUGUGCGAUUUUCCUGUAGAGCCGAGCGUGGAAAGGAAAACACAGGAGGUGGGCUAUGGCGAGAAUCACCCCAUUCUUUUGCUUCCGCGGCUUUCGGAGAAGAUUCCAUGUAUAUGCUGUUUUUAAAUCAAAAUUUAAUUUUUACAAUUAAUAAAAUCUUA
Selaginella moellendorffii is the source of this 1074-nucleotide messenger RNA. RefSeq names its product expansin-A11. The transcript is spliced from 3 exons. Gene Ontology annotation, biological process: plant-type cell wall organization. Bases 122 to 853 code for a protein of 243 amino acids. Gene Ontology annotation, cellular component: extracellular region. Lineage: Eukaryota; Viridiplantae; Streptophyta; Lycopodiopsida; Selaginellales; Selaginellaceae. The record is from RefSeq and is a predicted model, not a curated record.